Molecule: messenger RNA, 1347 nt
Organism: Lytechinus variegatus (green sea urchin)
Lineage: Eukaryota; Metazoa; Echinodermata; Echinoidea; Temnopleuroida; Toxopneustidae
Product: basic phospholipase A2 1-like
Exons: 4
Coding region: 113-601 (162 amino acids)
Biological process (GO): lipid catabolic process; arachidonate secretion; phospholipid metabolic process
Molecular function (GO): calcium ion binding; phospholipid binding
Source: RefSeq, a predicted model, not a curated record
GAACGGACGCAGACGACACAUGCUGUAAUCGUGCUCGUUUAGAGAUAUCGGUAUAUCGCAUUUGCCAGCAAGCCAUCUAACGAUCAGUACUCCAUCCGUCGUAUGCUCAACAAUGGAUCUAAUAAUGAAUACGUUCUUCACAUUUAUCAUCGUCAAUGUUUGCCUUUUAUUUGGAAUUGGAGAAGCCGACUUGACUCGUCGUCGAAGGCCUCGCGCUCUAUGGCAGUUUUCAUCAAUGAUUCAAUGUACAACCGGUCAACCGGCAUGGCAUUAUAACAACUACGGAUGUUGGUGCGGACUAGGGGGAAAGGGGAUACCUGUUGAUGAUGUCGAUAGAUGUUGUCGCCUUCACGACGAAUGUUACGAUGCCUUGGUUCAAGAUCGUGUUUGUACUGAAAUUGGACUGUACAUAUCACCGUAUCUCUAUCAAAGACGACAUUGCGAGUGGGAGAGAGUAGAAGACCGUGAAAUAUCAUGUGGAGAAGGAUCCCCAUGUCGAACAGGGUUGUGCGAAUGUGACCGCGAGGCGGCGCUCUGCAUGGCCAACGCAAGAUUCAACGACACUUUUCGUCACUUCAAAAAGGACUCGUGUGUCCCGUGAUUCAGUGAAGUGACCAAAGCAAGAAGCCCUAUAUUGUGGGCAAAAAUGGACAUAACUUUGAAACUGUGAAAAUACAUCAGACAAGAGUCCGGGCUUGAAAAUGGACCUAACUUUGAAACUAUGAAAACACAUCAGACAACGGAGUCCGGGCUUGAAAAUGGACCUAACUUUGAAACUAUGAAAAUACAUCAGACAAGAGUCCAGGCUCGAAAAUGGACCUAACCUUGAAACUAUGAAAACACAUCAGACAAGAGUCCGGGCUUGAAAAUGGACCUAACUUUGAAACUAUGAAAACACAUGAGAUAAGAGUCCAGGUGGGUGUUUCAUAAAAAUGCUUGUAAGUUAAGAUCGACUUUAAGAACGACUGGUGAUCCUUUCUUGUGGUAAAUGGUAUUGAAUUGGCAUUGUUUAGCGCGUAUAAGAAGGGUUCACCAGUCGUUCAUAAAGUCGCCUUAACUUAAGAACAGCUUUAUGAAACCGCCCCCUGGCUUGAAAAUGGACCUAUGAAAACACACAGCAACCAAUAAUCUAGCCAGAACUCUUCGAGCAGAGUCGCUCAAACUCUUGUCUUCUUUAUAUUGAUUUAGGAUAGUUCUUCAAAAGAAAUGAGUGCGUGUACUUUUGGGUUAUUCCUGAAACUGUUUACUUACUUGUUUGUAGUUGCUCUCUGAGUUUAAAACAAUGAUAUACACAAUAUAAAAUCUGUUUACGUAAUAUCUUACAAAAUAAUCCAUAAUAUAUAAAUA